AUGAAGGUUGACUAUGGGCAGCUGUGGAAUGACAAGGAAAGUCUCAGAUACGACCAAAAUAAAUUGAAGUAUGACAACGAGAACAUGAGAAAAGAUAACGAGAACCUGAGAAAGGAUACCGAAAACUUGAGAAAUGGUACCGAAAACAUGAGAAAAGAUUUGGAAAACCUGACAGAAAAUCACGAAAACCUGAGAAAGGAUUACGAAAACCUUAGAAAUGAUACCGAAAACCUUAGAAAAUAUACCGAAAAACUGAGUGAAGAUAACGAAAACCUGAGAAAAGAUUAUGAAAACCUCAAGACCAGUCGACAGGAAUCCAUUUUUGAGAGAGACGAGCUGAAACAUCAACUGAAUACCAUGGAAGGAAGACUCCAAUAUCAAGAGGCCAUUAGUCUGCAAAUAACUCCCCGAACGUGUCAGACGUUGGCAGACUUGGGAGUGACACGGACAGGAGAAUACUUCGUGGAUCCUGACGGAGUGUUGAUCGGCGAUACACCCAUCAAAGUGCUCUGUGAUAUGCAGACAGAUCCAGUAUCCACGAUUGUCCUCCAUGAUUCGAUGGGAAACACUGCGAUUGAUCGAUGUGCUCAUCCUGGAUGCUACAAUCACAGCAUAAAGUAUGGUGCAACUAUGAAACAAAUGGUGGCGUUGAUCAAGCAAUCGAAGUCGUGCAAACAGCAAAUCAGAUAUGACUGUUUGGCGACGGCCCUCACAACUGGAGACAUACACUAUGCAUGGUGGGUGGACCGUCAUGGCAAACCCCAGUACUACUGGGACGGGUCAAACGCAGGACAACACAUAUGCAAGUGCCGUCACUCUGGAAACUGCACUCUCUCCAACCUGCCUUGCAAUUGUGAUGCAAGAGCCCCACGAUGGGAAUCAGACUCUGGAGCGAUAACGAAUGAAACAGCAUUACCCGUAACUGAGUUGCGAUUCGGAGGGCUACCAUUUGAGGGUCAGAAAGCAAAUUACACUUUGGGUGGAUUGACUUGUAAAGGAAAGGCUCCGCCCCCUGGCAACCCCGCAGAAUCUUGCUCUACUCUCCGCCGAGCAGGAAACACUCGUCCUGGUUAUUACCUGAUCAACCCGAAGAAAGGCCGCUUGGAUGUUGUUAUGUGUCGUAUGGAUUUGGAGGAAACCGAUCCGAAGUUUCAGGUAGAGACAAGUGCACGUAUUGCAGGGGCGGGUUUUCUCCAUGGCAAGAUUUCGUCUCCGGACAAUCCAGCAAAAUCAUGUUCAUCUCUUCGUCAGGCUGGAAACGCUAAUCCUGGUUAUUACCUGAUCAACCCGAAGGAAGGUCGCUUGGAUGUUGUUAUGUGUCGGAUGGAUUUGGAGGAAACCAAUCCGAAGUUUCAGGUAGAGACCAGUGCACGUAUUGCAGGGGCGGGUUUUCUCCAUGGCAAGAUUUCGUCUCCGGACAAUCCAGCAAAAUCAUGUUCAUCUCUUCGUCAGGCUGGAAACGCUAAUCCUGGUUAUUACCUGAUCAACCCGAAGGAAGGUCGCUUGGAUGUUGUUAUGUGUCGGAUGGAUUUGAAGGAGACUGACCCGAAGUUUCAGGUGGAGACCAGCGCACGUAUCCUAGGAGAAGGCGUUUAUUUUGAUGUAUAUUACCCAAAUUGUGGUGCUCUCGGCGUUCAGAGGUACUACGUUGCUCAGGUCAACUUCCCUUAUGAUUCUAUCGAGCAAGAAGGGGAAGUGACGAGACAGGAAGAGGAAGAAGAUAGACGCUUAGGUGAAGUUACAAACUCAUUGGUACCAGGGGAUGAAGCUGAUGUAGGGGAGUUAGGAGACAACCCAACUGAUUCAUGUGGGCCCAGAGAUAUCGUAGGAAGGACAGUGGGACAAGGUCAAGGUCAGGAAGGAUACGCAUUGAGAAGUCGUGGGCCAGUGCCCGACUUGCCGCGAGUAAUGCCUUCGUCUCGUGCCCCGAGGGUAAACCAAGUGCCGAAGGAAAAGCGAGUACGAUGGGCAGAUCAGGCGGGACCCAGUGAUCCUGAGAUAUCAGAGGACCAAGACUCAGAGGGCGAUUCCGACCCGACCAUUUUGGCAUUGCAGGCUAUGAGCCAGGAAAAUGAGGGCGACACCGUUUCUCCUGUGGAAAUUAAGAUGGCGGAAGAGUGCGAUAAAUGGACCUUGAUCGUCGAAGUUCCAUUCAUACGGUACAGAACUGUGGUCGCCAGUUUCCUCGCUGAACUGCAGACUUUCGAGGGAUUUCUACACGACGAGAUAUGGCCAAGGUUUCAACAGGGACCUCAAUCCGGAUCCUCUAAGGAUCCCCCGAGGAAUGACACGAAGUUGUUAGAAGAUUUGCUGAUGCUACUCAACAGGGAGGUAGAGCAGAUGAAGAAGGGUAUUAAGGAAGUGCUAUCCACUCUUAAUAGGCUGCAGGAAACGGUGGCUGUCCCAGAUCGGGAAAAGAGAAGAAUGAACCCAUCUGCCCCAAAAUGCCCUACACCGUUCCCUGAGGUGGCCUAUUCCCCAGGCGAAAAUGAAGUGGAUGUCUAG
This is a messenger RNA of Darwinula stevensoni, 2505 nucleotides long. NCBI's taxonomy places the organism in Eukaryota, Metazoa, Arthropoda, Ostracoda, Podocopida, Darwinulidae. The record is from the annotation of a GenBank genome assembly.